Molecule: messenger RNA, 303 nt
Organism: Echinococcus granulosus
Lineage: Eukaryota; Metazoa; Platyhelminthes; Cestoda; Cyclophyllidea; Taeniidae
Exons: 1
Coding region: 1-303 (100 amino acids)
Source: RefSeq, a predicted model, not a curated record
AUGGGUAAACUCUCAGGGACGACGAGUUGUGCAAUUUCGGAGGCAGCGUUUUGGCUAGGCCCGCCUGUCUGUCCACUUUUGCAGCACGCAGCACCUCAAGGCCGCCUGUCCGUCCCACCGGUGGCCCGUUUGCGCGCGCGCGCGUGGGCAAGUGGAGGGUGCGCACCGAGCGCGGGCUGGCAUGCGCCUUCUGUCCGCGCUGGAAUUCCCCAUCCACCCACCGUAUUUAUGCAUGCCCCUCAACUGGGCGAGCUAGCGAACGAACAAACGAGGGAAGCAGCAGCAUUUCACGCAGAAGUGUGA